AUGAAGCUCGUCAGGUUCUUGAUGAAGUUGAACAACGAGACAGUGUCGAUCGAGCUCAAGAACGGCACCGUUGUCAACGGCACCAUUACAGGUGUGGAUAUCAGUAUGAAUACACAUUUGAAGACAGUGAAACUUACGCUGAAGGGGAAAAACCCAGUGACUCUGGAUCAUCUCAGCGUGAGGGGAAACAAUAUUCGAUACUAUAUCCUCCCAGAUAGUUUGAAUCUUGAGACUUUGCUAGUUGAAGAGACACCUAGGGUCAAGCCCAAGAAGCCAACUGCAGGGAGACCCGUGGGCCGUGGACGUGGGCGCGGUCGUGGUCGGGGACGUGGGCGUGGCCGUUAA
Messenger RNA from Prunus armeniaca (apricot), 345 nucleotides. Lineage: Eukaryota; Viridiplantae; Streptophyta; Magnoliopsida; Rosales; Rosaceae. The record is from the annotation of a GenBank genome assembly.